AGAUCCUGGCUAGGCUGCUGAUCAACUGAACGCUAUCUCCGUAUCAUUCCUUCUUCGCCGACUCCGUCCACACCUUUGGGGACCCCUGGACCUGCUGGGGCUGGACCCCAGCAAUGUGGGUAGACCCAGUUUUACUAGAUCUGGGAGGCCGGUUCCUCAGCUUUUUUGAGCCCAAGUAGGACACCCAUUCCUCUGUAAAGACCAGACAGCCGCCUCUCCUGCACUAAGUCUUUGCAUUUAGGUGCAUUUUUGAGAAGAGGCGUGGCCUUGGGUGCGUCCGCUCCCCUCUGUGGAUCCUAGUUGCCUGUGAGUCGAGGUGGUUGGGGCCGUGGCUCUCUGGGUUCACCUGAGUCCACGUCUCCACGCUGGCCCUGGGCAGCGUGUCCCUCCCGUGGAGGGAACGUGGGAAUGGACACGCAGCCCCCACUGGCAUGCAGAUUGGAUCCGGGUCAUUAAAACUGCGCUGGCGAUGCCAGGCUGGUGCCAGGCUCAUUUUGAGGCUCAUUACACAAAAACACCACGUGACCCAGCGUGCAGGCCCUGGGGGCACCGAGGGCCUUUAGCAAACGCCGCACAAUAAAUUAAGAGCAAAGUAAGAAACAGAUUUUCUUUACUAUUUCGGAGUCGUUGCUUGAAGGCAGCUGAUGAACUUGACUUCUCGGGGCCGGCGUGAAGCCCUGACAGGCGGGCCGUGGGUUCGGAUGCCACAGUCUCCCGGGAUCUCGCUCUCCGCGGCGGCACCUGAAGUCCAGGAUGAGCCUGCCGAACGCCACCGCCGUGACCCCGCUCCUGGCCAGGCUGUGGCGGGAGACCACCCACCCGGGCGGCAACGCGUCCGACCCGGCCCGCCGCUCCCCGGGCGACAGCGCUGGUGAGAUGGAGGCUCUCUACAUCCUCAUGGUGCUGGGCUUCUUCGGCUUCUUCACGCUGGGCAUCAUGCUGAGCUACAUCCGCUCCAAGAAGCUGGAGCACUCCCACGACCCCUUCAACGUGUACAUCGAGUCCGACUCCUGGCAGGAGCAGGACAAGGCGCUCCUGCAGGCGCGCGUCCUGGAGAGCUUCCGGGCCUGCUCCGUCAUCCCGAACCCGCUGGCCGUGGAGCGGCCCCACGCGCACCUGCCCGGGGCGAGGCCUCCGUCGUGACCGGGUGGGGGAACUGGACAGGGCCCCCGGACAGUCCGAUUCCUCUAACCCCGGACAGUCCCAUUUCUCUCUCGUACUCUGUAUGGUAUGGACACUUUUUUUUUUUUUUUUGCUGUUAUGAGGGUGAGGGGUGGGUUAGUAGCACUAUUUCUCUAAAAUCACAUUCAUUCUCUCGGAGACUGUCAGCAAUCCCCCAGGUCCUGGCCUCUGGGGGUAAGAGCUGCAUUUCCCAGACUCCCUUGCAGCUAUCAAGGUCCUGUGAUGAAGUUCUGGCCGGUAGAAGUGGGACAGAGGAGGGCAAUUUCUGAGUGAUGCUUGAAAAGAGAAGGACACGUCCUCCCUCCACUCCCCUUCCCUGCCUCCCAGGGGCGGGGCCUGGGGAGAGGGGAGGCAGCUCGGCUCCAGGACCGGAGGGUGUGUUCACAGAUGCAGUCUCUGGGCAGUGCCACGGCAGGUUCUCCCAUCCUUUCUGGACGCCCGCCCGCUCAGACUUCAUAGGAAAAGGAAACCAGCUCCCAUCUUCCUUAAGAUGCUUUUGGUUUACGUUAAAGCAGCAGAACCAAUAUUCUAAGUAACAUGUACUAAGAUGCAGGAGAAAACGAACCCCACUUCAGAAUGCAUACCAGGAGGAAGGCGCUGGGUGAUCAUGGCAGGAGGGAGGGUGCCCCUCCCCCCCACGGGCCCAGGGGCAGAGAGGGUGUGGGCCAGUGGCACCGCCUGGGGCCGAGGUGGCAGGGCCUUGCGAGGUGUGCGCCCACGGUGGCUGACCCAUGUCCCCCCAAGACAUUCGUUCACGCCCCCGGGCCCUGCAGGGGUGGUUAUUGGGAAACAGGUCUUUGCCGAUGGCAUCAAGGAAGAUGAGGCCAUUGGGUGACUGAUGUCCUCAAAGAAGAGGGAGGUCUGGACCCGGACACACAGGAGAGCCCCGUGUGCCCACGGAGCAGAGACUGGAGUGACGCAGCCACAGCCACAGCCACAGCCACAGCCACGGUCACCUGGGUGACGCCACCACCGAAGCUGGAGGAGGCGAGGAGGAGGCCCCUGCAGGUCACGAGGAAGCGUGGCCUAGGACCGCUUGACUCCGACCUCUGGCCCCCAGAACUGGGAGGCCACGGGUUUCUGUGGUUUCAGGCCGCACGGUGUGGCUUCUCUGUUACGGCAGCCACGGGAAACGCAGGAAUCACCCAGUGCCCCUCCCCCCACCCCCUCCCCGACAGCUGCUUUCCUCCCGCCUCCUUCCCCUCGCCGAUGAGGUGGGAAGGGGCUGAGUGGGUGCAGGGAACAUACCCGCUUCUCUUCCGCAGUAGAAGGAAGCCUCCUUAGCCCGACCUAAGAGUCCAGAGCCAUGUGCCGUGGGUUUCAGCCUCCUGCUCCAGCGGCACAGCAGCGUGUACAUGGACAGCCGUGGCCAUGGGCAGCUUUAGCUACGGGCAGCCUUGGCCACGGGCAGCAUAUAGAUGGACAGCCAUGGCCACAGGCAGCAUUAGCCAUAGGAAGCCUUGGUCACGGGCAGUGAUGGCCACGGGCAGCAUGUAGAUGGACAGCCGUGGCCACGGGCAGCAUAUAGAUGGACAACCGUGGCCACGGGCAGCAUGUAGAUGGACAGCCGUGGCCACGGGCAUUAUUAGCCACAGGCAGCCUUGGUCACAGGCAGUGAUGGCCACGGGCAGCGCUAGCACUCUGGGACCCCUUGCAUGCUCACCUGCUUGGGCAUUCCUAAAUCCCAUAUAAUAAAGAGCUAAUAUGCAAAUGGUCAUUGCACCCUCAUGCCCUCCCGCCCUCACGCCGAGGCCGGGGGACCUGAGGCUGCGCCCCCCGCCCUGUGGGGCUUGAUUGGGUGGGGGGCGGGGGGCAAAGUCCGGGUCUCGAGUGAUUUCAAGGCUCACGCGGGUGGGCGGGAACUUGACUCUGGGUCCCGCAGCGCACCCCAGACUCUGACAGGAGGGAGAUUCUCAUAUACAUUUUACUAAUUUUCUUUCAUCUCUGACACUUCUAUUAUAGAUAAAGCAAUAGCAAUAUUAGAAUAUUUUCUCUAAUUAAUUCCCUUUUAAUGUGCACGAAUUUCAUCACCCGGCCACUAGUACUUAAUAAAACAAUUGUUCACGACCCACACAGACUAUAAAA
Messenger RNA from Myotis myotis, 3267 nucleotides. RefSeq names its product potassium voltage-gated channel subfamily E regulatory subunit 1 (gene KCNE1). The transcript has 2 exons. Gene Ontology annotation, molecular function: potassium channel regulator activity; transmembrane transporter binding; voltage-gated potassium channel activity involved in ventricular cardiac muscle cell action potential repolarization. NCBI's taxonomy places the organism in Eukaryota, Metazoa, Chordata, Mammalia, Chiroptera, Vespertilionidae. The record is from RefSeq and is a predicted model, not a curated record. Gene Ontology annotation, biological process: regulation of heart rate by cardiac conduction; regulation of ventricular cardiac muscle cell membrane repolarization; negative regulation of delayed rectifier potassium channel activity. Gene Ontology annotation, cellular component: membrane. Bases 754 to 1143 code for a protein of 129 amino acids.